Acinonyx jubatus (cheetah) is the source of this 2580-nucleotide messenger RNA. It is a transcript of the gene SLC1A2, whose product is annotated as solute carrier family 1 member 2. Bases 253 to 1977 code for a protein of 574 amino acids. Gene Ontology annotation, biological process: L-glutamate transmembrane transport. Gene Ontology annotation, molecular function: L-glutamate transmembrane transporter activity; neutral L-amino acid transmembrane transporter activity; glutamate:sodium symporter activity. Gene Ontology annotation, cellular component: plasma membrane. Lineage: Eukaryota; Metazoa; Chordata; Mammalia; Carnivora; Felidae. The transcript is spliced from 11 exons. The record is from RefSeq and is a predicted model, not a curated record.
CACCCCCAGCCCCCCGAGCGCCCCGCCGAGCGCCGGCGAGGCGGGACGCGCGCGGAGGAGAGCCCAGCCGGGGCUUAGCGCCCGCCGGAGCCUCCCGCGCGGGCUGAGGCGCUAAAGGGCUUACCCGGGAGGGGGGUGGGAGGCGGGGAGAGGCUCCCCCUUAAAUAGCGCGCUCCGCCACUCUCCGGCGCUCACGCCGCGCCCGCCGCCGCCGCCGGACCGUGCCGAAGAGGAGGGGGCGUUCCCCAGACCAUGGCAUCCACCGAAGGUGCCAACAACAUGCCCAAGCAGGUCGAAGUACGGAUGCACGACAGCCAUCUCAGCUCGGAGGAGCCGAAGCACCGGCCUCUGGGCCUGCGCCUGUGUGACAAGCUGGGGAAGAAUCUCCUGCUCACACUGACCGUGUUUGGUGUCAUCCUGGGGGCAGUAUGUGGAGGGCUUCUCCGCUUGGCAUCUCCUCUCCACCCUGACGUGGUUAUGUUAAUAGCCUUCCCAGGGGAUAUACUCAUGAGGAUGCUAAAAAUGCUUAUUCUGCCUCUCAUCAUCUCCAGCUUAAUCACAGGUUUGUCGGGCCUGGAUGCUAAAGCCAGUGGACGCUUGGGCACGAGAGCCAUGGUGUAUUACAUGUCCACAACCGUCAUUGCCGCAGUGCUGGGGGUCAUCUUGGUCUUGGCCAUCCACCCAGGGAACCCCAAACUCAAGAAGCAGCUGGGACCCGGGAAGAAAAAUGAUGAAGUGUCCAGCCUGGAUGCCUUCCUGGACCUCAUCCGAAAUCUCUUCCCUGAAAACCUUGUCCAAGCCUGUUUUCAGCAGAUUCAAACGGUGACCAAGAAAGUCCUGGUGGCACCUCCAUCAGAUGAGGAAGGCAAUGCCACCAACGCUGUCAUCUCAUUAUUGAACGAGACUGUGACGGAGGCGCCUGAGGAAGCGAAGGUGGUUAUCAAGAAGGGCCUGGAGUUCAAGGAUGGCAUGAAUGUCUUAGGUCUGAUCGGGUUUUUCAUUGCUUUUGGCAUCGCCAUGGGGAAGAUGGGAGAGCAGGCCAAGCUGAUGGUGGAAUUCUUCAACAUUUUGAAUGAGAUUGUAAUGAAGUUAGUGAUCAUGAUCAUGUGGUACUCUCCCCUGGGUAUCGCCUGCCUCAUUUGUGGAAAGAUCAUUGCAAUCAAGGACUUAGAAGUGGUUGCUAGGCAACUGGGGAUGUACAUGGUCACGGUGAUAGUGGGCCUCAUCAUCCAUGGGGGCAUCUUUCUCCCCUUGAUUUACUUUCUAGUCACCAGGAAAAACCCUUUCUCCUUUUUUGCUGGCAUUUUCCAAGCCUGGAUCACUGCCCUGGGUACCGCCUCCAGUGCGGGAACUUUGCCUGUUACCUUCCGUUGCUUGGAAGAAAACCUGGGGAUUGAUAAGCGUGUAACCAGAUUUGUCCUCCCAGUUGGAGCAACCAUCAACAUGGACGGUACAGCCCUUUAUGAAGCAGUGGCCGCCAUCUUUAUUGCUCAAAUGAAUGGUGUUAUCUUGGAUGGAGGCCAGAUUGUGACUGUGAGCCUCACGGCCACGCUGGCGAGCGUCGGUGCGGCCAGUAUCCCCAGCGCGGGCCUCGUCACCAUGCUUCUCAUCCUGACGGCUGUGGGCCUGCCAACGGAGGACAUCAGCCUGCUGGUGGCUGUGGACUGGUUGCUGGACAGGAUGAGGACUUCAGUCAAUGUUGUGGGUGACUCCUUUGGGGCUGGGAUUGUCUAUCACCUCUCCAAGUCUGAGCUGGAUACUAUUGACUCCCAGCAUCGAGUGCAUGAAGAUAUUGAAAUGACCAAGACUCAGUCCAUUUAUGAUGACAUGAAGAACCAUAGGGAAAGCAACUCUAAUCAAUGUGUCUAUGCUGCACACAACUCUGUCAUAGUAGAUGAGUGCAAGGUAACUCUGGCAGCCAACGGAAAGUCGGCCGACGGCGGUGUUGAGGAAGAACCUUGGAAGCGUGAAAAAUAAGGAUAUGACUCUCAGCAAAUUCUUGAAUAAACUCCCCAGCUUAUCUUAUGGUAAAAGAGAGUUCAAGACAAGCUUUCUUUAAAAAGAAAAAAAGAUGCAUUUAUUUCUGUGUUUACUUAAUCCAUUAGCCGAGGCUUCGAGGAUCUGUUGUGAGUCAGUGAUAGGCACGGUGCUGUGUGUUUGCCAAGUCAUGCUUCGUAACCGUCUCGUUUUCUCACCUGUGUUAUUGUUUGGAUGGAUGCUGCUGGAGGAACCAGUUGGAACUGAACGCGCAUUCUUGCCGGCUUCCCUUUUCUCUCUAAAUGCAGAGCCGUGGGCGCUCUUUUCCCCGGGGGAUACAACUAAAGCAAUGUGGUGCACUCCGGGGAUUUGGGAUGACGAGCAGACACUCAGCGUGUGAUCCCAAGUGUUUUUCAUGCUUCCGCUUCAUUCCGCGCAAGAGAUUCUGUUAGAAGCCUCUAGAAGUUAAUUCUCUCGAAAUGUCUUGUAGAGUUUGCCCAUGUGUUGAUUAAAAGCGAAUACCUGCCUUAGGGAACUCUGAUGAUCUAGCUUCUAUAUAUGUAUAUAUAUAUAUAUAUAUAUAUAUAUAUAUAUAUAUAUACA